AUGGCAGAAGAUUCACACUCUUUCACCAAAACCCCUUUUCAAGAUCUAAAUCAAACUUCAUCACUACCCACAAAACCCCCAAAAAGUAAGUUGCUUUUUAUACAUUAUUUCAUAUCUAAAUCUUUAAUUACUAUACUUGUUAUUCUUGUUUUCUUAUACUUCCCUUCACAAGUUCCUGAUUAUUUUAAGAAUACUACCAUAGUUACUAAGAUUUGGGACCUUAUUUAUCUUUUAGUUAUUGGCAUUGCUGUUUGUUAUGGAUUAUUUAGUAGAAAAAUAGAUACUAGUGAUCAUAGUUGUGAUGAUGAUGAUAACGUUAAAGAGACAUAUUUGUCUGAAAUUUCGCAUAUAUCGUCGAUUUUUGAAAAUGGGGUUCAGGGUUUUAAUGAGUUUGGUGAGAAAGAUUUGUUUGAGGAAUUUAAGGGUUUGGGUUCAAGAUUUAAUGGAUUUGGGAAUGGGAAACCUAAAUUAGUCAAGGAAAAUAAGGGCUUGUUUUUGCCUGUGCGGAAUCUUGGAACGAAUAGUGUUGGGAAACCGCUUGGUAAAGAUUCUUCAAACGAUGAAAUUGAUGUUGAGAAAUUGGGUAAACCGGAUACGAUAGGAGAAAGUAAGCCGUUGUGUUUGCCUGUGAAAAAUCUUGGAUCAAAAAGUUUGGAUUCUGCUAGUGGGAAGUCGGGUGUUAAAGAUUGGUUUAGUGAUUGGGAUGAUACUAAAAAUGGAAAGUUUAGGGGUUUGGUGCCCAUUAAGUUGGAGGAAAAGUUUAAAGAAAAUGAUUCUGAUUCUGAUUCUAAUGAUAAUUCUGAUUCUGCUCCUCGAACUCCAUUGAAUUGGCGUUCCAAAUCUAUGAGAUUAGAGAAACGAGUGGAUGUUAGUACUUUAGAGACAAAAGAAACUUCCAAUAUUAGGCCUUUUUCUGCUGAUGUUGAUCUUAAAGAUCUAAAAUCACAAUCAACGAGGUAUUCAAUGCCACCCCAUAUGAAGAAAAUUUUUUACAAAGAAGAAUCAAAAGGCAUGGAACCUAAUUUAAAUGUUGGCGCAUCAUUCAUGGAGACUAAACCUCGAGUAACUAGCCUUGGUAGUUCUUCUGAGAUGAACAACUGUAGUAGCUCUAAAGAAAUUCUGAAAGAUUUAGAGAAGAUCAAAGUUGAUGAUGGCUCAUUGGAUUUAAACAAGAAUGCACCUUUUAUAAAGUCAAAAAGUCAGCGAUCUAGCCUUGGUGUAACUUCUGAGAACGUCUUGGAGACAAAAGAGAAACCAGAUUCUUCAAAUGUGAUCAAAAAACCGGCCACUGUUGCAAAUACUUACAAAAGGGGUAAAUCAGUCAGAACAAAUAGACCAAAAGAACAAGUUAUUGAGGCAGUCGAUAAAAACUUUCCUGUUCAAACUGAUGAUAAAGUUGAAACAAGAUCAAAAAGAGAGACUAAUGCAAUAAAUGUGGUAGCCGAGGAUCUGAGUGACACAGAACCGUAUUCUGGUGAGGUGGAUAGGAAAGCUGAAGAGUUUAUAGCCAAGUUUAAAGAGCAAAUUAGACUUCAAAAAGUGGCGUCUAUGAGAAAAUUAUACCUUUAG
Molecule: messenger RNA, 1569 nt
Organism: Erigeron canadensis
Lineage: Eukaryota; Viridiplantae; Streptophyta; Magnoliopsida; Asterales; Asteraceae
Exons: 1
Coding region: 1-1569 (522 amino acids)
Source: RefSeq, a predicted model, not a curated record